Messenger RNA from Colletotrichum acutatum, 267 nucleotides. RefSeq lists its product as uncharacterized. The transcript is spliced from 3 exons. The coding region runs from base 1 to 267 and encodes 88 amino acids. NCBI's taxonomy places the organism in Eukaryota, Fungi, Ascomycota, Sordariomycetes, Glomerellales, Glomerellaceae. The record is from RefSeq and is a predicted model, not a curated record.
AUGGCUCCGCCUCUGAAUCUGCUGAUCCGCGCCCUCGUGGCCUUCGAGGACAUCCUUAGAAGUCCCGGCUUCCACCGCGGCGUCGGCCGAAUCCACCGAUACGUUGACGAGAAACGGAAUGGGCCUAUGCCGCAUGAGCCGCUCCGGCAAGGACAGGCAACUGCAAAUCCUGAAGACCGAGGUUUUCUGCAGCAUUUCGUUGAGGAGCUGAAGAACCAGUUCCGGGGAACGACGAAUCCGCCUCCACCGAGACCGCCGAAGCGAUGA